Messenger RNA from Austrofundulus limnaeus, 1972 nucleotides. RefSeq names its product chromobox protein homolog 2. Bases 60 to 1487 code for a protein of 475 amino acids. The transcript is spliced from 5 exons. Gene Ontology annotation, cellular component: PRC1 complex; heterochromatin. NCBI's taxonomy places the organism in Eukaryota, Metazoa, Chordata, Actinopteri, Cyprinodontiformes, Rivulidae. The record is from RefSeq and is a predicted model, not a curated record. Gene Ontology annotation, biological process: negative regulation of transcription by RNA polymerase II.
UCUGCUCGGUAACAGAGGACUACGGUGGCCGGCAGGGCUCAAACCUACCUGCAGCAGUAAUGGAGGGGGUGACGGUGGGUCAGGUGUUCGAUGCAGAGUGCAUCCUCAGCAAACGGCAGAGGAAGGGAAAGUUCGAGUAUCUGGUGAAAUGGAGCGGCUGGUCCUCCAAGCACAACAGUUGGGAGCCCGAAGAGAACAUUCUGGACCCGAGGCUGCUGGCCAUGUUUCACAAGAUGGAACAGGACCGGGAGCUGCUGUUCCAGAAGAAAGGAAAGCGACCCAGAGGACGACCCAGAAAGAUUCUGCCUCCGCCUGCUGCAGCCAGCCGCUCAUCUUCCUCCUCCGGCCUCUCCUCGUCACCCUCCUCUUCCUCAGAGGAGGAGGAGGAGGAGGAAGAGGAGGAUGACGAUGAUGAUGAGGUACACGUGAAGAAGGCCAAGCUCAGUCCCCGUCUUCACCCGGUCCCCCAGAAGAGGCCGCAGAUCCUGCUGGCCAAACCCGACCCGCCUCGGAAGAAGAAGCGAGGGAGGAAGCCGCUGCACCCGGACCUGAAGGCCGCCCGCCCUCCUCUUCCUCGCCACCAUCAGCCAAUCAGGUCGCUCCGGGAGGAGCCACGGUCCGGCGUGAAGAAGCCGCUACAGCCGGCCAGUUUCACCUACACCGGGCUGACCCGGACCUCCAGGGACGAGGGCCCCUCCUCCCCUCAGAGCUCCUUCGCUCAGAGUUCCGCCUCCAAACCCGGCGCUCUGAGCUGCGUCUGGACCGGCCGCUCCUUGUCCUCGUCCUCCCACGGCAGGACCGGUCCGUCCCAGAAGAGCUCAGAGCUGAGGCGCUCCGUCUCAGAGACAGGAAGCAACUUUAGAGGGUCUGCUCUGAAACCGGGCAGCGCCUCGGCCCAGCUCGGCUUCCCGGCGGCGCCGCAGCGCCCCCCGCUGGGUCAGAGGAGGCAGGAUGGAGCGGGAGGUCAGCAGAACUACUCCAAACCGUCCUCCACGUCCUCCCCAACUCCCAGAGACCGGGCCAGCCAGGCGCUGAGCCUCCGGGCCCUCAACCUGCAGAGCGUCAGCGGCGGCCCGGGGGCCAACCCAGGCCUGCGGGGCUCCGGCCCCGGGAAAGGAUCAGCUGGAGGGCAGCGGUCCGCUCUGAUGGUCGGGGGCGCGGCAGAACCCGGGCGACGCAGGGAGGUGGGCAAACGUGGACCGAGCUCUCAGAGCCGCAGCCUGAAUGAGCUCAGCACCGGAGACUCUGAUGAGACCAGCAGCAGCGAGUCGGAACACGCCAGCGCCACCGCCGCCGCCGUGUUCCACGACAGCGGCAGGCCCAGCCUCGGCACCAGCGCCGCCGACUCGGACACGGAGACGGACUGGAGGCCGGCCCGGAGCCUCCUGGAGCACGUCUUCGUCACCGACGUCACGGCCAACUUCAUCACGGUGACCGUGAAGGAGUCUCCCACCAGCGUGGGCUUCUUCAGCUCGCGGAACCACUGAACCCGGACCAACCAGACCUCCUGAGCCCACUCAGGAAACCAGACUGACAGGACUUCCUGCGGCUGUGCAGGAACCAGGACUGGAGCAUCUGGAGCCGGUCCCGGUUCCUGCAGCACCAAUAGACUCGCCCGUGAAGAACACACCACAGCAACAGAACCGACACACUCGGGGUCAAAGGUCGGAUUCAUCAACAAAUCAGAGUUUGUUUCAGAGGAACAAACAUGAUCAGACCUGUUGGAGGCGGAGCCAGAGUAGAUGUUUUCUGAUUGGAUCAUUUUAACAGUAAGUCCUGAUAAUCAUAAAUACACAUCAGAACCUUCUAUUGAACAUUUUAGAGAACAGAAAACAUUGUGUCAGUAGCUGCGUUUCCAUCGACCAUGAAAAUACGCAAAUUGGAAUUUCAAAAAUAAAUUUGCUCAAUGGAAGCACGUCAAUUUCGAAAAAAAUUGUUUUUCGACAAAAUGUUUUUGUGCUAGGAUGAGGUG